This is a messenger RNA of Protobothrops mucrosquamatus (brown spotted pit viper), 996 nucleotides long. RefSeq names its product olfactory receptor 2AT4-like. Gene Ontology annotation, cellular component: membrane. The coding region runs from base 1 to 996 and encodes 331 amino acids. The transcript has a single exon. Lineage: Eukaryota; Metazoa; Chordata; Lepidosauria; Squamata; Viperidae. The record is from RefSeq and is a predicted model, not a curated record. Gene Ontology annotation, molecular function: G protein-coupled receptor activity; olfactory receptor activity. Gene Ontology annotation, biological process: G protein-coupled receptor signaling pathway.
AUGGAGUCCUGCAACUUCACGGGCGGUUCUGUUCCGUACUUCUGGCUUGUGGGCUUCCCCAGCCUUCAGGACCACCAGUUCCCCCUCUUCUUCGUCUUCCUCGCCUUCUACCUGCUCAUCCUUUCCAGCAACGUCACCAUCAUCGCGGCGGUGGCCACCGACCCCAAGCUCCACAAGCCCAUGUACUUUUUCCUGACCAACCUUUCCAUCCUAGACAUCUUGCUGACCACCAUCAUCAUUCCCCAAAUGCUGGCCAUGUUCUCGCUCAACGCCAGGUCCAUCUCCUCCAAGGGGUGCUUCCUGCAGAUGUACUUCUUCCACGGACUGGCGGUGACCGAGACCUUCCUCCUGGUGGCGAUGUCCUACGACCGCUACGAGGCCAUCUGCCACCCCUUGCACUACGCCGUCCGGAUGACCAGGCAGAAGAACGCGCAGCUGGCGGCCACAGCCUGGUUCUUCGGCCUGCUGGUCGCCAUCCCGCCGGUGGUCCAGUCGUCGCAGCUGACCUUUCGCAAGAGGCCCAGGGUCAACCACUGCUUCUGCGACCACCUGGCGGUGGUCCAGGCCGCGUGCCAAAAUGCCUACACCACUUUCCAGAGUUUUAUGGGCUUCACCAUUUCCAUGACCGUCGCCUUCGGCCCGCUGCUGCUCGUGGUCAUCUCCUACGCCUGCAUCAUGGUCUCGGUCUUGCAGAUCCGCUCCAAAGAAGGGCGCAGGAAGACCUUUUCCACGUGCUUUUCCCACCUGGUGGUGGUCAUCACGUAUUAUUCCUCCAUUGCUCUGGCUUUUCUCUCCUACCGGGUCGAGAUGUCCAGCGACGUCCACAUUCUGAGCGACAUGACUUUUUCCAUUUUAACCCCUUUGGUGAACCCUCUCAUUUACACGCUGAGGAACAGGGACAUCAAGAGGGCGGUGAGGCAGCUGGCCUCCUCCAAAGUCUUCUCCACGCAGAAGGAGAGGCUCUGUUUAGACCACGUUGAGACCAAGGAGAUAUAA